AUGGCGCCGGGAAUGAAGCCCACGUUGGCAGACUGCCUAUGCUUGCUGGCGCCCUUCCUCUCGUUGGACCUGCGCUGUGCCUUUGCGCUGUGCCGGGCCUGCAGAGCGGAGGACUCGGAGCGGUUGUGGGUGGAGCUCUUCCAAGCGGUUUCUGUGCGCCUGGCGCGGGGGCACCGGGGUGCCAUCUUGCGCCUGCCGUUGGGCCUGCGCAGCCUCAGGCUGAUGCUGGGGCUGUCGCCCUUCGCGGACAUCAGCGCAGAGCUGCAGCUCUUGGCCCAGCGGCUGCCCCAGCGGCUGAGGACCCUGACGCUGUGGCUGGGCGAUGCCUCGCCACAGGCCCAGAGCGCCCUGGCCAGGAGUUGGCCAGAGACGCUUGAAGAGCUGAAUCUCACCAUGAAGCUUCAGCCAGGAGUGGAUCUCUUCAGGCACAUGCCGGCGCGGCUUCGCGCGCUCUCGCUGAAGCUGGGGAUGUUUCAGGAGUGGCCAGGGCAAACCUGGCAGAACUUCGUUGGAGGCCUUCCCACGCACCUGGAGGACCUGACUCUGCACCUUGACGAGACCCCCGACCUAGCGCUCUUCCACCGCCUGGACGGCUCCCUGCAGCGCCUGAGUCUGGACUUGGGGCGCUGCUUCGAGCCGGAGGGGCUAGCGACUGCUGUGUGGCUCGGAGCUUGUGGGCCUCUCAUUGAGACUGUGGAGGGUAUGGUAUACGGCAGAUAG
Molecule: messenger RNA, 720 nt
Organism: Effrenium voratum
Lineage: Eukaryota; Dinophyceae; Suessiales; Symbiodiniaceae
Source: the annotation of a GenBank genome assembly